Drosophila navojoa is the source of this 796-nucleotide messenger RNA. RefSeq names its product poly-glutamine tract binding protein 1 (gene PQBP1). The record is from RefSeq and is a predicted model, not a curated record. Gene Ontology annotation, molecular function: protein binding. Lineage: Eukaryota; Metazoa; Arthropoda; Insecta; Diptera; Drosophilidae.
UUAUUUUCGUAUGUUUGGAUUUUUACUAAAUGUGAAACAUUUUCAAAAUGAGUCUACCGCCUAUGUUGUUACAACGGCUUAAGUCACGAGGAUUGGUUAAUGCAAAGAACGAACAAAAACAAAUACCCGAGGCAAUAGAAGAAAUUAUCGCUGAAAAUUAUGACGAGGAUGACAAAAACCCUCCAUCGGACUAUAACGAACUCAAGUCACCUCCUUCUAAAUUCACGUCAGCUAAUGAAAAUCUGUGGCCAGAAAGGAUAAAAGAACGCAUAGGAGUCACAGAGUCAUACCAUGGCUUUAAAUAUUGCCCCAACACGUACAACAUAUGGCACUCGUGCACCUUAUACUGUGUUAACAAAUGGGCGAACGUGAGGCCGAAGCCAAAGGAAAAGUAUCUUCGUCGCUAUAAGAGAUUACUUCGAAAAUAUCCACUUCCUGCAGAUUGGACAGAGAUCUUUGACAGUGGCUGCGGGUUUUAUUAUUUUUACAACUCCACGACUCGAAAAGUAUCUUGGUUACCGCCAACGCAUCCGAAUGCUCGUGUUACGAACAGUGCAGCCAUGUUUAGAAAACAAUUAGCUAAUUCCAAUGAUGAAUUUAAUUUCGACACAAAAGAUUUGGGACCAACUAAUAACGACGCUGAAAUCGGUGCACAAUCUGCAUCUUUUUGCCCAACAAAAAAGCAAAAAAAACGCGAUUUAGAACGAACCCUCUUACGAAAGCAUAGGACCUGAAAUACUUGCCUAUGCCUAAUUAACAUAGAAUUGAACGACUUUUUCUAAGAUAAAUUUAAAAA